CUGCCGGCCGCGGGAGCGCCCCGGGGCUUCGGUCCUGCCGCCCUCGCUGCGAUGUGAGGCUCGGGGACAGCGUCGGCUGCCGAAGGCUUUAGUUAUUACAUGCGCCCAAUAAUCUUCUCCAAAAUGGAUUUUAGUCAUAGCAGUCUUUUUGGAUACAUAGAAGACCUGCAGGAACUAACUAUUAUAGAGAGGCCAGUACGCAGGAGCCUGAAGACACCAGAAGAAAUAGAAAGAUUGACAGUUGAUGAAGAACUCAGUGAUAUUGAAAGGGCUCUUUUUCUACUCAGUUCUGGCCAGGAUAUCCAAGGAACAAGUGUGGUGGCAAAUCUUCCAGUUCUUAUGAGACAGAAUCCUGCGGAAACACUUCGUCGGGUUUUACCAAAAAUCAGGGAGGUUCUGCAUGUUGCAGGAGUGGAAAUGCAGUUAACAGCUGCUGUUUCUUUUUUGACUGUUCUGCAAGAGGAGUCGGUGUCCAUUCAUACGUACUCCCACUCCUUCCUACACAUCAUUCUCCAGAACCUGGAACACAGAGAUGCAGGUGUCAGCAAUGCAUGGUUAGAAACUCUUCUUGCUGUAAUAGAAGCUUUACCAAAAGAAACUAUCAGACAUGAGAUCCUGAAUCCACUUGUUUCCAAAGCACAGCUUUCUCAAACACUUCAGUCCCGCUUAGUUAGUUGUAAAAUCAUGGGAAAAGUAGCUAACAAAUUUGAAGCUCAUAUUAUUAAAAGGGAGGUUCUUCCAUUGGUAAAAUCACUGUGCCAGGAUGUGGAAUAUGAAGUUAGAACUUGCAUGUGUCGGCAACUGGAACAUGUAGCUCGAGGAAUAGGGACAGAUCUAACAAAAACCGUGGUGCUUCCUGAGUUAGUGGAACUGGCCAGAGAUGAGGGCAGCAGUGUACGCCUGGCAGCUUUUGAGACUUUAGUGAAUCUGCUCGAUAUGUUUGAUGCAGAUGAUCGGAGUCAAACUGUUCUCCCAUUAGUGAAAUCAUUCUGUGAAAAAUCCUUCAAAGCAGAUGAAUCUAUCAUAGUUUCUUUAUCUUUCCAUUUAGGGAAACUGUGUAAUGGAUUAUAUGGCAUUUUUACUCCUGAACAGCACUUGCGGUUUUUGGAAUUUUAUAAGAAACUUUCCACACUGGGUUUACAGCAGGAAAAUGGGCAUAAUGAUAAUCAACUACAUCUGCAAACUCUGGAACAGGAAAAGAAGUAUAUUUCAGUGAGGAAGAACUGUGCUUACAAUUUUCCAGCCAUGAUUGUUUUUGUGGAUCCAAAGAACUUCCAUUUAGAACUUUAUUCUAUAUUCUUCUGCCUUUGUCAUGACCCUGAAGUUUCUGUCAGAUAUACCAUGGCCAUAAGCUUCUUUGAAGUUGCUAAGCUUUUAAAUUCUGAUGUGUAUACAAUACAUAAAGAACUGGUUACGCUAUUACAGGAUGAGUCACUGGAGGUAUUAGAUGCCCUAGUAGGUCACCUUCCUGAAAUCCUUGAACUAAUGACUAAUGGAGGAGAAAAGAAUGGAUCAGAAAGCAAGUUACUUUCUAUUCCUGACUUGAUUCCUGCAUUAACAACAGCAGAACAGAGAGCAGCAACUUCUUUAAAAUGGAGAACGCAUGAGAAGUUACUACAAAAAUAUGCAUGUCUCCCUCAUAUCAUAUCAAGUGAUCAGAUCUAUUACCGUUUUAUUCAAAGGAUGUUGACAAUCGUUUUGACAAAUAAUGUCCUGCCAGUCCAAAAGGCAGCUGCUCGGACUCUCUGCGUUUAUUUGCGCUACAAUCGCAAACAAGAACAGAGACAUGAGGUUAUCCAGAAACUGAUCGAACAAUUGGGUCAAGGAAAAAGUUACUGGAACAGACUUCGGUUUUUAGAUACUUGUGAAUUCAUUAUGGAGCUGUUUUCAAAAUCGUUCUUCUGUAAAUACUUCUUUUUACCUGUGCUUGAACUUACACAUGACCCAGUGGCAAAUGUCAGAAUGAAGCUAUGCUGUUUGUUGCCAAAAGUAAAAUCUACUCUGAAGAUUCCCACUGAUAAACAUUUACUUCAGCAGCUGGAAUUAUGUAUAAGGAAACUUCUCUGUCAAGAGAAGGACAAAGAUGUCCUGACUAUUGUGAAAAGAACGGUGUUAGAAUUGGACAGAAUGGAGAUCUCUGUAGAUGCUGAACAAUUAGAAAAAGAAAAACAGAAAAAUGAAGGAAGGUCUGCAAAUAUUAAUGAUAAAAUGUUUGAAAAGAAGCGUAGAGACAGUAAAACAUCAUCAGUGUUGGCAAAAAGUAUCAAUCUCUCUAUUUCUGGAAGCUCUUCUGGUACAUCAGCAGGCAAAGAAGAAAAAAAAUCCAAGCUGGUUCGAAGCCAAUCUUUCAGUACUCAAGUACUUCAUCCAAAAUACAGCAACAUAGACAAGUGUCCUAAUAAAAGUUCUGCUACAGGAUAUACAUCUUCAAUACCAGGAAUGGGAAAGAGUUGUAUGUUAUCCUUUAGUGAUGAUUCAUUCCGGACUCAUUCUGCUGGUAAUAGUGGGAAUGCUGUCUUCCCUUCUAGUUGUUCUCGCAACUUAUUUAACUCAGCCAACCAAAAGAACAACGGCAAUAAGGAGGGUCAGUCCCGAAAGAUGAGCGUGAGGGAUAGUAAAAGGCUCACACAGAGCAGUUUGCACUUUUGUCUUCAGGCAGGAGAAUGGAAUGUAAGAAACACAGCUUCAAGUCUCUAUGUACCAUUCCCAAAUGAAUACCUUAAGAGCAGAGUAUUUGAAAGUAGGUAUCUGAUCACACACAGUGAUCUGGGUGCUUUGUCUGGUUCAGGAAGUCCCUGAACUGCAUAGGGUCAGAAGCCACAGACAGUAUACCAGGGGAAAAAAAACGUUUUUGGGGAAAGAAGAGGAAGCUUAAGAUGUCCUACAUUUAGUUCUGAAUAAGAAUUGUAGUGUUCUGUGUUCCUUUGGGAAAAAAUAUCUCUCAAAUAGGUCCAAUGGCUGCUGUGCUGUGGAUUCAAUUUCCCUUUUGUAAACUGACCCAAUACUUAACUGUUUUCCUGAGAAAAUGAAGCAGCUCUAUAAGGAGAUAUGAAGAGAUACAGAUACAGGAAGGUUUGAUGGUAAAUGCAUUCAAUCACAGAUAUGCAUUGUUUAGUACAGUUUAGUUGUACUUUUUAUCUUUUACUCAGGAAGUCAGGCCUGGUGCUAAAUAUAUGCACACUUAAAUUUAAAAAAACACCAAACAAGACAACAAAAAUGUCAGUUUCAAGGAAGCAUUAUUUUCUAAGUUGAGUGAUGGAAAAACUGAUAUCCAAAUAUAUAAGCAGCUGACAGAAACCACUCUGAGAGAAAAAUUUGACAAUUGUACAGUGAGAGGUACAAUUGAAUAGAUGCUCAUUAAUGAGCAUUAUAUUUGGUGGACUGACUAAAGGAGAAAACUCGCUAAGGUGAGAAAAUAAUAAUUGGCUAUUUUUUAGACUGUAUCAUCAUGCAGGUUUAUGUAUUUGCUGAUUAAAAUUUGCACUGACCAUCUCAAUUCUGGAAAGACCUAGCUUUUAGUUUGCUGACUCUGCAACUUGAGUAAGGUAACUUCUAAUAUGUUUCUUUUUUUAAGUAAAUGUGUGAGUAAUAACACAAUAAUGAAAGUAUAAUGGUUCUUAGUGAUAUAUGUUUGGACAAAAUAUUGUUUAAUUGCUGAAGCCUGAUAUUUUCCAUAAAAUUGUUCUCCAUAAUACUGGCAAAUGUUCACUUUUGACAAUAUAGUGCAGCUUGCAGGGAUGAAGAAUUUCUGAUUUCAUACAUGGUAGUACUCCAGGGUUUUUCAAAACUCAGAGUUACUUUGGUGGAGAACUGAAGUCUUUUCUUACUUAUGAACUAAUUCAUACGUGUGUGCCAAUUAAAGUUUUAUCUCUUUUUGAAAAUACCAUAGAUGCAAGAAAAGAAAAGUUAGUAAAUCAUGACCCAGUGCUCACAAGCAGGUGACAAGGAAGUAUUGUUUUAGUGUAGCUGCCAGUUGCUAGGUCUUAGGUAAUACUUAGGCCAUAGAAAAUGCCAGAAUUAUGCUAAAGCAGCACCCAUAUAACUUAAUGAGGGAAUCACAGAAGAGAUGACUACCUGCUUUAAGUACCUGAUGGAAUAGGAAAGAAUCAGAAAGAGCACUGGUUGAGUGCUUUGUCCCACAAGAGAUCUUACUUAGUAUGCAGAGAAGUUUUUCUGACUUUCUGUUGAAGAGUUGCCAGUUAGAUUAUGAAUCAUCCUGGUGCAGACAUGGACCUAAAUCAUGAACACUGUGUUCUAUCAAGCAGUCUGAUCUUGUAUCAUUAUGCUAUGUAGCUUUUUUAUAUUCUUUUGAAUGUUUUCAGCUCUAUGAGAUUAAGUUAGCUAUAAGAUGUUUUGCUUGAGUUUAUGUUGCUGUAAUAUGACUGCAAAUGUUCAGCAUGCAAUUUUUUAAAACUAUUUAGAAACUUUAUAGAUUCAUCAAUGAAUAUAUCCACUUUAUAGAUAGCAGUUAAGUAUUUUGCAUCUUGCCUAUAGACAUACUUUCUUCAAGGAUGUGUGGUACAGAUUUUCCAUCUUGUAAAAAGAGGGAGUAGAUUUAUUGUUGCAUAAAAUUAAUUUUCUAAUUAAUUUAUUGUUAGAAAGUUAAUUUUUAUGCAACAAUAAAUCUAAAUAAAUACCAGUAUUUUAUAAGAUGUCCACAACUGACCUAUAAGACAUCCAGUUUGGUGCAUGAGCAUGAUGUACCAGUUAUAUUUAUAAACAAGUAUCUUAAGGUAACGUUGUUCAUCCAGUCAUGUAAUUGCUUAGAAAGUUAAGCACAAGAUGAAAUAGUUCUGCCACUACUACACUUUGAGUUGGCUACUUACAGCUUUGGAUUAUGUUUUCAUCAUGACAUUUAAGAUGCUGGAAGUUCUGAGUUCCAGUGAGACUUGCCAUGUGUUUUGCAUCCAAUUUCUAUGGUGAAGCUAUCCUGCCACUGAUAUAUGAUCAUAUAAUAUAUGCAGUUUUUAAAUAUUCAGCAGUUUUAAAACUGUGGAACAGAGCAAUAUAUUGUGUUAUUUGUAAAUGGUACUGUAAAAUAUUGAUGCAAGUUAGUAUUUCCAAUAUUUCUAAAAGUUACGCCCCAUUCUUUGAAGUAUUUCUGACUGAUACAAAUAGUUGUUAAUUGACACAGCUACAACUCUUUGAAACUGAAGCACAGUAUAUCUAAAGGUUAAAAAAAUUAAGGCAUGAAAAAUCCAGAAAUUACCCAAAUGACCUUGUGGUCAGUCUAGAGAUCACAGUGUAAUGGGCCAGACUUUUGGUGCUUUUUGUAGCCAUGAGUAGACUGCUUGUACCACCUUAACCAUCUCACUUAGAUGGAUCUCUACAAGAGCUUCUGUAGACAACUUAGUGGAGAACUUCACCCUUGUUGAGAAGAAUGCCCUCAGAAUAUGUCUAUUUGGCUUUUCCAGUGGGUGCAAUAGAGCAGCUCGUCAUUUUUAAAGUACAGCAGCUAAGAGUUAUGUUAAAAUGUUGUGCACAAUAGCAGUUUAAUAUGUUAUGUAAUUUAAUAAUAUAGUAACAACAUAUUUUGUGUG
Molecule: messenger RNA, 5540 nt
Organism: Cyanistes caeruleus (blue tit)
Lineage: Eukaryota; Metazoa; Chordata; Aves; Passeriformes; Paridae
Source: RefSeq, a predicted model, not a curated record